Osmerus eperlanus (European smelt) is the source of this 3903-nucleotide messenger RNA. It is a transcript of the gene tle3b, whose product is annotated as TLE family member 3, transcriptional corepressor b. Gene Ontology annotation, molecular function: transcription corepressor activity; protein binding. The record is from RefSeq and is a predicted model, not a curated record. Gene Ontology annotation, biological process: regulation of DNA-templated transcription; negative regulation of canonical Wnt signaling pathway. NCBI's taxonomy places the organism in Eukaryota, Metazoa, Chordata, Actinopteri, Osmeriformes, Osmeridae. The transcript has 22 exons. The coding region runs from base 659 to 3007 and encodes 782 amino acids. Gene Ontology annotation, cellular component: nucleus; transcription regulator complex.
AGUCCUCGUGUCAGUGCACAGUCUGUGUGUGGUACAGCAAGCGGUGGAGGAACUGGGUGAAUCGAAUGAAAGCAAUUGGUACCUUUUACAACAUCAAACCUUUGUGCGUUUAACCUCCUAACUGAAAGUAUUGUUUCUGGACUUACUGGGAAAUUAAUCGACUAUUGCUCGACAGAAGAAACGCUUUCUUGGAAGUUUUAAGCGGCUAACAACUCGUCGUAAUCGACGGGUUCCCGACGUCCGAUCGGGGAGGUUUUCUCUAGGCAGGUUGCGUGCGGCGCCUCUAGAUCAUAAGAGUUUCUAAGGACUCGUCUGGGAGAUGGAUUCCAUGUAAACAGCGAAUGGUUUUUCGACUAUAUCUUCUUUCGUGGAGGAAGGUUACGAGCCGAGGGUAUGAGCAUUUGAGAAAAUACUGUCGUCGUAGUGAAGAGAGUGGAGUCAACCGAGACAAAGCAUAAGAAGCAACCAACCAACAAAAACCGAGAGAUCCAGGGUUUGGGUCGACGUGCACUCUCCAUCGCCGUGGACUAGGCUUUGUCUGACUGCUUGGGUUGUACAGGGAGGGGUGGCGGACAACCGCUACUACACUCGGAUUACUCAACCCCCCCCCCCGUCCUCCCCCCCCCCCCAUUUCCCACUGAAAAAGGAUACACACAACAUGUAUCCACAGGGCCGGCAUCCGGCACCUCAUCAACCGGGGCAGCCUGGAUUCAAGUUUACCGUGGCAGAGUCAUGCGACAGGAUCAAAGACGAGUUUCAGUUCCUUCAAGCUCAAUACCACAGUUUAAAAGUGGAGUAUGACAAACUGGCCAAUGAGAAGACGGAGAUGCAGCGUCACUAUGUCAUGUACUACGAGAUGUCCUAUGGGCUUAACAUUGAGAUGCACAAACAGACUGAGAUUGCAAAGCGGCUUAAUGCGAUACUCGCCCAGAUCAUGCCUUUCUUGUCACAAGAGCACCAACAGCAGGUGGCCCAAGCUGUUGAGCGUGCCAAGCAGGUGACUAUGACCGAGCUGAAUGCCAUCAUCGGGGUACGUGGACUUCCAAAUCUGCCCCUCACCCAGCAACAUGCUGUCUACCCAGCCUUGAUGCAGCAGCAGCUCCAGGCCCAGCACCUCUCUCACGCUGCCCACGGCCCUCCCAUCCAGCUGCCACCCCACCCUUCGGGUCUCCAGCCCCCGGGCAUUCCCCCAGUACCAGGAGCAGGCGCAGGCCUGCUGGCACUCGGUGCCCUGGGCAGCCAGGCCCACCUCCCUGUGAAGGACGAGAAGAACCACCACGACCUGGAGCACAGAGAGCGGGAGUCAAGCACGAAUAACUCGGUGUCGCCGUCAGACAGCCUGCGGGCGGCCAGCGAGAAGCACCGGGGCUCCUCAGACUACAGCAUGGACUCCAAGAAACGCAAGGUGGAGGAGAAGGACAGCAUGAGCCGAUACGACAGUGACGGGGACAAGAGUGAUGACCUGGUCGUGGAUGUAUCCAAUGAGGACCCUGCCACACCUAGAGCCAGCCCUGUCCACUCCCCCCCAGAGAACGGCCUUGACAAAUCGCGGACCCUGAAAAAGGACACGCCCAACAGCCCCGCCUCUGUGGCCUCCUCUGGGAGCACACCCUCCUCCAAAGCCAAGGAUCAUGCCCACAAUGAUAAGUCGUCGACACCGGGCCUGAAGUCCAACACGCCCACGCCCAGGAACGAUGUCCCCACGCCAGGCACCAGCACCACUCCAGGACUCCGGCCCAUCAUGGGGAAACCCCCAGGCAUGGAGGCACUGACUGCUCCCGCCCUGCGCACCCCUUUGACCAUCGCCGGCUCCUACGCCACGCCCUUUGCAAUGAUGGGCCACCAUGAGAUGAACGGCUCCCUCACCAGCCCGGGUGUCUACGCUGGCCUCCAUAUCUCCCCCCAGAUGAGCGCAGCAGCCGCAGCCGCUUACGGGCGCGGGCCCAUGGCGGGCUUUGAUCCUCACCCUCACAUGAGAGCCCCGGGCCUGCCAGCCAGCCUCACAUCCAUCUCUGGAGGAAAACCGGCUUAUUCUUUUCACGUGAGCGCGGAUGGUCAGAUGCAGCCGGUGCCCUUUCCACCAGACGCGCUGAUUGGACCGGGGAUCCCCCGGCACGCCCGCCAAAUCAACACGCUGAGCCAUGGCGAGGUGGUGUGUGCCGUCACCAUCAGUAACCCCACACGCCAUGUCUACACUGGCGGCAAGGGCUGCGUCAAGAUCUGGGACAUCAGUCAGCCGGGCAGCAAGAGCCCUGUGUCUCAGCUGGACUGUCUGAAUCGUGACAAUUAUAUCCGCUCCUGCAAGCUACUGCCGGAUGGUCGCACCCUCAUCGUGGGCGGUGAGGCCAGCACGCUGACCAUCUGGGACCUGGCCUCCCAGACACCACGCAUCAAGGCAGAGCUCACCUCCUCUGCCCCGGCCUGCUACGCCCUGGCCAUCAGCCCCGACGCCAAGGUCUGCUUCUCCUGCUGCUCCGAUGGCAACAUCGCCGUCUGGGACCUGCAUAACCAGACGCUGGUUAGGCAGUUCCAGGGCCACACAGAUGGCGCCAGCUGCAUUGAUAUCUCCCACGACGGCACCAAGCUGUGGACUGGGGGGCUGGACAACACUGUGCGCUCCUGGGACCUCCGGGAGGGCCGGCAGCUACAGCAGCACGACUUCACCUCCCAGAUCUUUUCGCUAGGUUACUGUCCCACUGGUGAGUGGCUGGCAGUGGGCAUGGAGAGCAGCAAUGUGGAGGUGCUCCACCACACCAAGCCUGACAAGUACCAGCUGCACCUGCACGAGAGCUGCGUCCUCUCGCUCAAGUUCGCCUACUGUGGUAAAUGGUUUGUGAGCACGGGCAAGGACAACCUCCUCAAUGCCUGGAGGACUCCCUACGGCGCCAGCAUAUUCCAGUCGAAAGAGUCAUCUUCUGUCCUGAGCUGCGACAUCUCAGCAGAUGACAAGUAUAUAGUGACGGGCUCCGGAGACAAGAAGGCCACCGUCUACGAGGUCAUCUACUAACUACACAGCCUGCAGGAAUAGUUCAGCUUGAGCACUUCUAAUGACCAGACAAGGGAGCUGCGAGCCCUCCUGUGUCUCCUCCUGACUAGGCCUUCAUUCGGUGUGUGUGUGUCCCCCCUGUAUAGACAACCCAGGAUUGGACUACUACUUCUACUUCUAUAAACAAUGGUUGGAUGCGGAGUCAUUCUACCCUGCCCUGGAUUAGUCAACCCUGGCUAUUGCGAUUUUGUCACUUCGAUUCAGACUGAAUCUUCCCUCGCUGUUCUUUUGUGUCCUUCCUAAAUUCGGGUCUGUUGCUGGGCUAGGUUAAGCGUAUUUUUUUUAAUUUUUACACUGCAAUGAAAAUGUUUCCGUAACGUGACAAGAUGGAGCGGUGCUUCAUCUGAAACUGUUGCUCCCUGGAUGACUUGUGAAAAGUGUACAUAUUGGAGUAAAUAAAAACAUUUUAUAAAUAUAUAUUAUAAAUAUAUAUAUUUUUUGUGUCCUGGUGUACUUGUGAUGGAUUUUCUUUCGCCUUUCCUUCAUGCCUGACAUUAACAGGAGAAAAGACUAGGGUAGUCCGUUGUAUAUUUUUACGAUUUUGAUCCAAAUGUUGUUUUUUUUGCUGUUCACGUUCUGCAGAUUUGACCUUUUAUGGUAAUUGAGAAAUCUUUCGGAAUAAAGAGAAAGAACAGAUGAAAACGUAACAUUUUAUGGAUAUUGUAACAGGGAAAAAGUCAGCUUGGGGACUCUUUUUCGGAGGACGAAGUGUGUACCUCCUGCCAAACAGUUUACUCCUGGAGAAGUCUAUCCGAGGAUGCCAUGAUGGACUGCAAGAAGGGGAGUUGUAAAUGAGGAAGAAAAAAAAAAAAUGUUUACUACUUGUCUGUGCCCUUUUUUGCCGUCUCGUAAAUUUU